UCCUCUCUCUUCCAUCUACUCAUCUAAUCCCUCUCCCCGUAGAGGAUCACACAAAAAAACACAUCAACUCACUUUCUUGGAAAACAAGAAUUAUCACGAUUAGGUUCGAGAUACCAUAAUUGGAGAGGGAAGUUUGUGGGGGAAUAAUUGGACUGCAUCAUAACUCAUAACCGACCCAGCCUUGAUCCAGCCUUGGUCUCAUUUCCAGCCCCAGACCGAAUCGAUUUUAAGAGCAAACGCGAGUCAGGCUACGUUCACCUAUCUGGCGCAAAGAUCCACAGCAAUCUCUACCUACCCAUAACAUUUCAAUUCAGAAUACGGCCAUCGGCUAAGCUUAUCACGGACCUGUGCACGUUCGGAUAUCAUUAUAUCGACAAGUUAAGAAAGUAAAGCAUUAUUCAUCUCAAGUUCCGUACUCCGACGAACUGCCUCUACCUCGUUCAACCAUCUAUCUUUGCGCGGUUCCCUCGCGCCGCAACGAAAAUGGGGUCGACAAAUUUUGGUAAUUUCGACGCGUUUUGCCGCGAUUCGACUUUACCGGUCUGCAAUGUUCUCUCGGAGAGUCAUGACCAACGAGGCGGAUGGGGUGGUUGCGAGCUACAAGGCAUUCCUCUAUCUGGUGGCCGUUACUUGGGAAAUCUAGGGUCUAUAUUACUUUGUGGUAUCGCCAUUGUCGUUUCAAUACUGCUAUUGUUGCGUUCGGAAAGAAAGAAGGCUGCAGUUGGCCGGAGGGAGAUGCAAUUGUUCCUCAUCGGGUUUAUCAUAAUCGAGAUAUGCGAAAUAUUCACCGUUGGGGAGUUUCCUCUUAAUGGGACAGUGCGGGUCGCCUUCACCGGAAUCCACAUCGGAAUGAUCAUCGCGACAACAUGGAUUCUACUACUUAAUGCCAUCGUGGGAUAUCAGAUUCUCGAUGACGGUACUCCAGUUUCCCUGGGACUCAUGUUCCUCUCCGGCGCCAUCCUCUUUGUCGGUACCGGUUAUAUCACGCUCGAUACGGGAUUUCACUGGACCAACGAAUUUAUUACCAGGGCCGACGACCAUUACCGAAACAUCGCACUUUACGUACUCUACCAGCUCGCCCCGCUUGUUUUCCUCGUGGCCUUCUUUGUCUUGGAAGCCGUUCUCGUCCUCAGAAUCUUGGGUGAGAUUCGGCCCAUGAUCUACCUCACAGGUGCUGCCAUUCUGUUCGCGAUAGGCCAGGUCUUCAACUACGUCAUCAGCCCGUACAUUUGCAACGGAACUAGUGGCAAGAUCGACGGUGCGUUAUUUCAGACGCUCUUCACUCUGCUCUCGGUUAUUAUGAUCUGGGUAUUCUGGUCGAGCAUCACUGAAGACGACUGGCCGAUCGCUAGCCAGCCCACAGGCUACCCUUAAAUUUUUUUUGUCUCUGAUUUUUCUGCGGCGUCGGCGUUCAGGUUCACCAAUAUACCCGUUCUUGUUCUCUUCUUUUCAUUCCUUCGCUGCUUCCCAUGGGCAACAUGCCGUUUUGCCGGGAACAGCAAUAACAAAAAAUACCAUUGAAAAUUUAAUGCACGUAGAAAUCCUAGUUAUCUUAAACAAGGGUGGGCCGAAAAAGCACGAUCGCAUGCGCAAUACGAAGCGACGCGAGCACGCUUGGAGAGAGGGGGGAUGUGAUAUUCAUACAUAGGGUGGCAGAUGUGCCAUUCGCCAGUUGGCGGAGAGGUUAAAGGCGUGGUUGAUAGUAUACCCCGGAUAUGUGCGACUAAUGUAUAUGAGGUCGUAUGGUACAGUUGAAUAGUUCCAAGCUUGACGAGCCACGUUAGUGAAAUUUUUUCUUUUCUUCUUUUAAUGCUGCAUGACGUGAGUGAGCCGGCAUUAUUUACCUACCUACCAAGGUACCUAUGUACAUAAGAAGGUAUGCAGGUAGAAGCAGCAUGAACAUGUAUG
Molecule: messenger RNA, 1908 nt
Organism: Daldinia vernicosa
Lineage: Eukaryota; Fungi; Ascomycota; Sordariomycetes; Xylariales; Hypoxylaceae
Product: chitin synthase III catalytic subunit
Exons: 6
Coding region: 484-1374 (296 amino acids)
Biological process (GO): protein folding
Cellular component (GO): endoplasmic reticulum membrane
Source: RefSeq, a predicted model, not a curated record